Messenger RNA from Volvox carteri f. nagariensis, 1767 nucleotides. Its product is annotated as CTR type copper ion transporter. Gene Ontology annotation, molecular function: copper ion transmembrane transporter activity. The transcript has 11 exons. Gene Ontology annotation, biological process: copper ion transmembrane transport. Bases 112 to 1767 code for a protein of 551 amino acids. The record is from RefSeq and is a predicted model, not a curated record. Gene Ontology annotation, cellular component: membrane. NCBI's taxonomy places the organism in Eukaryota, Viridiplantae, Chlorophyta, Chlorophyceae, Chlamydomonadales, Volvocaceae.
GCAAACGGGCAGGCGGGUAGAACGGCUUCGUGCGCGCUGGACCCCGGUGCAGAACACGGCCCUAGGGUACGCGCGACCAAAGAGCCGGCGCGCAGCGCAAUCGGUUGCAGCAUGUACCGACUCUGCAGGAAUGAAACUCUGGAACCGCCGAUCUCAUAUGCAUUAUGCGACACCUGGAGGAUCGCCAGCAGCCUGUGCAGCGAUGACCCCAACAUUGUCAACUCUAUCGGCCUUUGUGGCCAGCUCCAAGCUGCAUUUUCCAGCGCCUCCGAGUUCCGCAGAUGUAUGAACCCGUACAUGUUAAACAGAACGUCGAAGGUUCUGGAACUCGCUCUCGACGCUUGUGGCCGCAUGGACGGACCCUAUUAUUCAUACAAUCCCACCCAAAUGCUGGGCUGCGAGGAAUGUACACCGCAGUCCUGCCCUGACCCGCUAGUGUCGUACUGUGAGGGUUGCUACAGUAUGGAUAUGGGCAAUUGCUCUGCUUUCUUUGCCUUUUGCGAGAUUGACGCCCCGUUACAUGGUGACGGCGCCGCGUUUCUGUGUCUGCGACCUGAAUACCGGAAGACCGCGCCGGCGCCACCCCGGCCACCGUCGCCUCCACCCGAACCACCAUAUUGCGGAUCGUACGAAUAUCCGUCGGAGAACAUCACUGCGGAUGUAAACUCUCUUUGCAAGGAUAUGCCGUACAUGCCCGGCUGCACGAUACAAUCAGCGUGCAAGGCCGGCAAAGUGACUGGUACUUUCUGCCGGCCCAUGACGCUGCUCGCCACCAUCUGCGCCGACAUGCCUGGAAUGAGCGGAUGCAAGUCGUACAUGCAGCUGUGCCGAAACACAAGUGUCGUACGGCAGUGCGCGCAGUUCCCCGCCAUCCCAGGGCUGCCCACAACCAAUGUCGCUCGCAAGGCCGUGCUGGACAUGUGCGGGUCGAUGGACAUGGUGCAGUGCGAGAAUUGCACUCGGCUGUCGUGCAACAUUGAUUUCAUCGGCGGGAUGUCCAGCAUGUGUACGGAAAUGCCGUACAUGGUUGGUUGUGAUGUGUACGCCGCCUGUACAUCUGCCUCCGACAUCCCUUCGAUGCUCAUGUUCUUUCAUCAACGGACGCGCGAGCUGCUGCUCUUCAGAACUUGGAUGCCCAAGACGACAGGUGAAGCCGUCGGCAGCUUCAUCGCCAUCACGACCAUGAGUUUUACCGCCGUUGCGCUGCGCACCGCCCAGUUCAUCAUGGCCACCGCAGCGGCCGCGGGCCGGCUGGGGCCGCUGGGGCCGCCGCCAGCCGAGGUCAGACCCGGGCUGUGGUGGCUGCCCAGCGGCGGCCAAGCACUGCAGAACCUGCUGUCCUCCGUCUUCACAUUGGUGGUCACCACGCUGGAUCUGUUCGCCAUGCUCAUCGCGAUGACCUUUAACGGCGCCUACUUUGCGGCGGUUGUGUUGGGCUACUCCCUGGGCACGCUGCUGCUAGGCCACCUGCGGGACAACUACCAGCGCCGAGUGGGUGCACCCGCCGGGGCGCCCACCAACGCCGACGUGGAGGUGUGCUGCGGCGCCGCAGUCCCGCCCGUAUCUGUGGCCCCCAACGGCACCGUAUCGGCCGACAGGGUCACAACAAACGGCGUCGCGGCGGCCGAAAAGGUCACAACAAACGGCGUCGCGGCGGCGGCGUUGAACGGCGCAGCGGAGAAGCGAAGAACGUCACUGAACGGCGGAGGAGCAGUUGCACUGCAUGAAAGCGAAAGUGUUCGCAAGUCAGGUUUUUCGGUGUUGUGA